Messenger RNA from Jaminaea rosea, 324 nucleotides. RefSeq lists its product as hypothetical. The transcript is spliced from 4 exons. The coding region runs from base 1 to 324 and encodes 107 amino acids. The record is from RefSeq and is a predicted model, not a curated record. Lineage: Eukaryota; Fungi; Basidiomycota; Exobasidiomycetes; Microstromatales.
AUGUUUCCCCUUCCGCAGCGCCUCGCCCUGCCCCUCUUCCUGCUCGUGGCACUAUUCUCGAGCAAGAGCAUCGCCUUCGGCAUCUGCUACUUCAACCCGACGUGUCAGAAUGAUCCCAUCCAUCCGGGCAUACCUAUGGAAAGCACAUCAGUGCGAGUCCGAGCAGUUAAGUUUGACGAUGUUGCGUGGUGUGCACGGUGCAAGGGAGUCACGAACGUCAACCACAAGUACCGCUGCAUGCUGCCCCCAGGAGUCUCUUCGCCUGAUGAUGGCAAAGUCGUGAGGAAGAGGCUGCCCCCGACGAGGGACCAAGGGGAGCCAUGA